AUGGCUGCGGCAUCUAUUAGUACCAACAGUGAGGGUACCAGAGAUUACAAGGAUAAUGGGCACAAUUCAGACUUGGAGGCUGCUACAUACCAACCUGCUCCACAAGACAAGCAAGAAGUGGAGCCUACUGGUCAAGACAAGGACGAGCCAGAACAGCUCUCGCGAAAGUCCACCACCCUUGAAAGGGUCCGGUCGCAAUACUCGUUCUUCAACCCCAAACUAGGUGGUAGAAGACUCGCAGUAUUGAAGAAGUUUGGUUUGAUCUACCUCCUCUUCGGAUGUUUCAUCUUGAGUGUUUUCUCCAUUUACUGGGGCUCGUCGUACCAAAGAAUGAGCCGUCUCAAGAACUUGCGGAUGUUGGUGGUGAUCGAGGACGACCAACAAGUCGGUGACGUGCCUCCAUUGAUCGGUAACAGCUUUGCCCAGGUGUUGCAAUCGAACGAGUCUAAGUUCUGGGGUGACUGGCACGUUAUUUACGGGUCUGAGUUCCGUGAAACUGCUCGUCGUCACAACAAUAACUCGGUUGAACAAGAAAUAGAAAGACAAGUGCAUCAACAACAGUACUGGGCUUCGUUCUACGUCAAGCCUAACGCUACAUACAACUACCACCAAGCAAUCGUUAACGGGGACACCAAUUAUGAUGUGGCUAAUCUGUCGAUCGUGAGCAUCUACGAGACUGGACGUGAUAUUAAUGGUAUACAACUCUACGUGGUCCCUGGCCUUCAGGCUAUUGCAGACCAAUGGUUGGCAGUUUCUGGAAAUGUGAGCACUCAGGUCACAGACUUGAUACAAGGCGAAAUUUCUCGUCAAUCAAUACAGGUGAUCAACACUCCCAUGGUCAUCAAUUUCUUCGAUAGAAUUCCGUUGACUGAUGACACUCUCACGGCACCAGCUCAAGUCGGGUUGAUUUAUAUGAUCAUUGUCACCUUCUUCCAGGUUAGUUUCUUUGCUGAUAUCCACAAGGAAGUUGCUAGUUUCAAGUUGAAACCAGCACACUAUUAUAUUUACCGUUUGGGUGCUUCGGUUACAUCUUUCUUCUUCCUAAGCUUGUUCUUUUCUUUGGUCAACUUGGUGAUGCAAAUUGAUUUCACAGUGACUUUUGGAAAGGCUGGUUUCUUGGUCUACUGGAUGUUAGCGUUCUUGACCAUGUGGGCAGUCGGUUUGGCCAAUGAAAUCGCGGCUAUGCUUCUUAUUCUUGUCUAUCCACCUUUGCUUGGACUCUGGUUAUUGUUCUGGGUCAUCAUAAAUAUUUCCGCCACCUUCAGUCCUUUAGCAUUGUGUCCACAGUUUUUCAGGUAUGGUUAUGCAUUGCCAAUUCACAACUCUUACGAAGCUUCCAAAGUGGUCUUUUUCAAUACCUACAAGGGCCAGUUGGGAAGAAAUUUCGGAAUUCUCGUUGCCUGGGUAGUCUGUUUAUCGGUUGCGUUGCCAUUUGUAAUCAGACUCUUCAAUUCGACUUUGGCAAAGAGAGCGAAGGCUGCUGCCGAUACUAAAACUCCAGUCACUUUAGCUAAAGUCAUCAAGGUCUUGGGUAGAACCGGUUCCAGAGGUGGUGUCACCCAAGUCAGAGUUGAAUUCUUGGAAGAUGCCUCCAGAACUAUCGUCAGAAACGUCAAGGGCCCAGUCAGAGAAAACGACAUCUUGUGCUUGAUGGAAUCUGAACGUGAAGCCAGAAGAUUGCGUUAA
Suhomyces tanzawaensis NRRL Y-17324 is the source of this 1686-nucleotide messenger RNA. RefSeq lists its product as uncharacterized. The record is from RefSeq and is a predicted model, not a curated record. Lineage: Eukaryota; Fungi; Ascomycota; Pichiomycetes; Serinales; Debaryomycetaceae. Gene Ontology annotation, cellular component: ribosome; membrane. The coding region runs from base 1 to 1686 and encodes 561 amino acids. Gene Ontology annotation, molecular function: structural constituent of ribosome. Gene Ontology annotation, biological process: translation. The transcript has 2 exons.